Aspergillus saccharolyticus JOP 1030-1 is the source of this 735-nucleotide messenger RNA. RefSeq names its product putative cyanamide hydratase. The transcript has 2 exons. The coding region runs from base 1 to 735 and encodes 244 amino acids. Lineage: Eukaryota; Fungi; Ascomycota; Eurotiomycetes; Eurotiales; Aspergillaceae. The record is from RefSeq and is a predicted model, not a curated record.
AUGUGUCACAGCGAAGUCGAACUCAACGGCUGGACCAGCGUCCCCGUCAACGCCGGUGUCAUCUUCAAGGAUCAGCCUUUCAUCAACGCACCUGCUCCCCUCUCGGUCGAUGAGAUCCAGUUUCCUUCUGACGACCCCGUCGUUGCAAAGACUCGAGACUAUGCUCGGGCUGUUCUUCAUCCGCAGACCUUCAAUCACUCGAUGCGGGUGUAUUACUUCGGCAUGGCCAUCGCCAAACAGCAGUUCCCGAAGCAAGCCGCCACGUUUAGUUCUGCAAGCUGGGCCCUGCUCUGUCUGUUGCACGAUCUCGGUACAGCCGAGGAGCAUCUGACCGCUACUCGGAUGUCCUUUGACCUUUAUGGCGGCAUCAAAGCUCUGCAGGUUCUUAAAGACUUUGGCGCGACUACCGACCAGGCGGAAGCGGUCGCUGAGGGAAUCAUCCGGCACCAGGACACGGGCGUGGACGGGACCAUUACCUUUUUCGGCCAGCUCAUCCAGCUUGCGACCCUUUACGACAAUGUGGGCGAGCACCCUAAUGUCAAGGACUUUGGCCGGAUCCUCCACGAUGUCACUCGGGAGGAAAUCAACAAGGCUUACCCGCGGCAAAACUGGUGCUCAUUCUUUGCGGAUGUUAUCCGGAAGGAGGAGGGCAUCAAGCCUUGGUGCCAUUCGACCCAUAUUGUGAAUUUUGACAGGGAGGUCGAGGGAAACACCUUGAUGAGGAAGUGGGAGUGA